CAUCCAGAAGAAGACCAGCACCAUGUCCCUGACCAUCUCCAGCUCCUCCAAAGCAAUCUCCUCUUCCUCAUCCUCUUCCUCCACUGUGGUCCAGCAGCAGAGACACUCCAGCCUGGUGCAGCCCCUUUGUAUCAGCCCCCAGAGGGUACCUGACACACACACACACUCACUCGCACACACACACACACACACACUCCACAUACACACCAAGCUUGUCACACCUCCAAAACACACACGAUAUACACAUUCAAUAGCAGAAAAAAGCUUCAACUGCACCUUAUCAACAUUGAUGAUAUGUUAUGUGGUCCUCUGUAGCUCAGCUGGUAGAGCACGGCGCUUGUAACGCCAAGGUAGUGGGUUCGAUCCCCGGGACCACCCAUACACAAAAAUGUAUGCACGCAUGACUGUAAGUCGCUUUGGAUAAAAGCGUCUGCUAAAUGGCAUAUAAUAUAAUAUAAUAUUAUGUACGCACAGACAGCAUAUUGACAGUGCUACUUUGUAUUUUGGAAUCUACAGAUAUGUUGUUCUCUUGUUUCUAGACACAGAGUCCAUCCUACCCCCAACAGUAUUCAGGGAGUGGUGGCGUGGCCCCAACUUUUGUCAAGGUAAUAAAGCACAGAAUACAUCUUUACCCCAUCUGGUGAUUGAAUAUGGAACUGGUUCGGGUUGGCUUGGCCCUACAUACAUUUCCUGAAGGGUCCUUCCUCCUUACAUCAGUGGCCUGAUCCUUGUCUUUAAAAUGGAUAUACACCUACUCAAGUUCCUUAUGAUGUCAUAGGCAGCUAUCUGUCAGAACAUGACAAAGACCAUUGUCUUAAUUGUUGUCAGAGGUCAAAAAUGUGUCAAAAGCAUCCUUGAUUGUGCCCUAAACAGCUACGAAAAAGUAUGAAAAUGAAUGCCCUCACUACUGUAAGUUGCUCUGGAUAAGAGCAUCUAUUAAAUUACUAACAGCUGGAUACACACUGUAUGUGCAGAGGGCUGAGGUGAGGAGAGAGGUUGAGAGAGGAGGGAGGAGGAGCUUGAUGGUAUGUUGGUGUCAGCAGCCAUUAGCUUUGAUCCACUUCUCUCCUGUGUCCAGUGUCUCCAUGACGUCAGCACGGUCAAGGGUCAGCUGGUGGUUCUAGAGUGCCGUAUUCGUGGAACGCCACCACUGCAGGUUCUGUGGUACCGUGAGGACGAGCAGAUAGUGGACUCCGCUGAUUUCCACAUCCUCAGAAAGAGUGAGUAGCAGUAGUUCACAGUGGGAAACAGACCAAUAAUUACCUUUGAGGCACUAAAUAGAAAUGCUCUAAACUUUCUACUUCUUUUUCAGAGGCUACUUCUGCAUCAGUGCCAGGUGGGUUGGAAAGCAUACCCAAGGCCCACUGUUGGCUAUUGAAGGACACAUUUACCACUGUUUACCACUGUUUACCACUAUAAGAUGACCAGUCAAACCUGAUACAUUGGUGCUGAUAUGUCCUUCUCUCCUCCCUCUACAGAGGAGCUGUGGACACUUGUCAUCACCGAGGCCUUCCCAGAGGACUCUGGGGUGUUCAAAUGUAUAGCUGGGAAUCAGUUGGGAACAGUAUCAUGCGACGCCAUACUGGAGGUGUACCUGGGUGAGCAGAGACUAGCUUCAGAACUGGUCAGACACACAAGACUACUUUCAUGCUUCUGCACAGCUUUCUUCAUCCACUGUAAUCUACAUAGAAUCUUGAAAUACAUUCUGACAAUGUGACCAUGUCUGUGUCCAGACCUGGAAGAGCAGUUGGAGAAUGAGAUGCCCAUGGAUGAGCAGCCCUUAGAGUCUACCAGGCUGGAACCUGAUGACUUUCCUUCUUUACUUAAUGACAUAGCAGGGAUUCCCCCUCCAGAGUGGCCUGAGAGCCCAGUCUGUGAGAUUGGUCACCCACUUGAAGAACAGUGAGUUUAACUAUUCUAACAUUCUGCAAAAAUCCUCAAAUGGAGAGAUGAAUGUCCAGUAUUCUGUUCUGUGAGACAGUACUUAUUUAUCAAAAUACCUAUCAAUAAUGCAAAUGCACGAUUUUGAGGAAUCAUCGUAUAUGUAAUCUUUGCUGUGGCAGGGAUGCAGAGGUCAGAGAAAUACAGUAUUUCCCUCAUGUCAUUUCGAUUCAACUGCCACAAGAGGGGGCUAUUGCCUUAUUUUGAAGUUUCUGGUAGGCUGCUACAGUUAAAAAAGUUGUAUGAUCUAAUUAUCUUUGUACAUUAACUAAUUAAUUAAUUAAUUAGGACUCAAUUAAGAUAGGUAUUACUUACAGCGCUGAUUGUUUGGUUUGAAGAUGGUUUAUCAUCUGAUUAUAAUAACAGGGAGGGGAUUAUUUAGCCUAUUUGUCCUUAAUUAUUUAUUUUUUUAGAUAAUGCAAGGAACUGAGUUUAUACUAUGUUAUUAAAUAGGAGAUUAUAAAGGCUUGUGUGUAGGCUAGAAAGGCACAACGAAUGGGGGCGACUGUGACAUGUAAAAUAAAAAUAAAUGCAGGUCAGCGGUCGCGUUACAGCCGCGUACUGAAAUCACCUGGGAGUCGGCGCGCACGUCAUUCUGCAUACCCGACGUGGGUGUACACAAGCUACUACGGACCUGUUGCACUCCAACUCUUAUCAGAAACAUUUAACUCUCCUCUGCGGUGCAGCCUUUAUUGAAGUUGAAAUAGCAUAUGAUAUUUAAACUAGGAACAGUUAUCCAGGUAAGCUUAAUGCAUUAUUGUUUGACGAAUUUAUCACAUGUGCAACUGAUUAUACACGUUUGUAUUUGAUUUGUGUUUUUCUAUAAUAGAUUGAAAUAUAUACAUUUGUAGCCUAUAUAAAACCUUGUGAAGUACUGUGGUCAUGUUCUAAGUAAGUAAAUGCAAAUUACCUUUCCAUGUUAGUGUUGACAUUCAUGUCUGCAUAUCAUAUGUGAUUCACUCAGGGAGUUGGUUAAAUUGUAUCUUUUGGAGGUAUUUGGCUGUGCUGCAUUUCAUAAGGGUUUAAUUUAUUAAGUGUAGUGUCAAAGUGAGAUCUCUCUCUAUAGUAAUCCAAGCCUUGCCUAUAAUUUAAAUUUGCAUACCAAAGAGUUCAAGACACUUUGGCUGCGUUCACACAGGCAGCCGAUUCUGGUCUUUUUUCCCACUAAUUGGUCUUUUGACCAAUCAGAUCAGCUUUGAAAAAGACCUGAUGUGAAAAGAUUUGAUGUGAUUGGUCAAAAGACCAAUUAGUAGAAAAAAUAUCAGAAUUGGUCUGUCUGUGUGUUUGUGCUGCUCUGUAGUGAAUUUGGAAUGUGAGAUUUCAUUGGAAUUUGAUGGUUCAGUAAAUGCUUUUAGGAAUGUCUUUAGAGCAUGAGUUAGUUGCGGUUUUGUGUGUUUACUCAACUGUCAUGGUGUUUAAAAAUAGGGCAAUUCCACGGUAACAGAAGGACGCUGACACUAAAAUUUUACAAAAACACAUUUACUUGAACAGUGCAGAUGUUAAGUUUGGUAACCGAAUGAGGACACAAAAAGCAGGAACUGUCAUUCUGUUACCAAAUGUUGCAUCUGCACUGUUCUUCAAGCAAAUUAUUUUUUAUUACAUUUUCAGUGGAAAUUGUUAACAGUAUUCUUUGUGCAUAGAUUUGUAUGGUUUGUUUAUUUGUAUUGUUUGCAAUCCUUGGUUUUUGUUUGACAUACAUUUUAAAGGGGAAAAUCUGAAUCUCAGCAUCAUUCUGUUACCGUGGAAUUGCCCAAUAUCUACAGUACUCUCACAUUUCUGUUUGUUUGACUAGGCAGGGACCGGACCCUUUUCAAUACCCCCGGUUUAUAGAAAAGGGCACCUUGUGUCAGUGGUGUGGUUCACAAAGGUAUAAGUCCCAAAAUAGACUGCAUAGACUCUAGCCUUUUUCCUAAGAUUCUGAGAGCAGACUAUUUGAGACUACUGUGAUUAGGUUUGCAUUAUGUCCACUCUGCAUUAUGUCCCCCGUGUCAUCUGCAGAGGAGACAACUCCUUAUUCUACACCACAGAUAAUCAUCUGCAGAGGAUACAACUCCUUUAUUCUACACCACAGAUAAUCAUCUGCAGAGGAUACAACUCCUUUAUUCUACACCACAGAUAAUCAUCUGCAGAGGAUACAACUCCUUUAUUCUACACCACAGAUAAUCAUCUGCAGAGGAUACAACUCCUUUAUUCUACACCACAGAUAAUCAUCUUGGUUUGAUCAUUUCUUUCUGAAUGAUCUUUAGCAUUGAGUAGAAAUAAGUUGUAUUGUUUAUAGACCCUGCGUGAUUCUGUUGACUGUCGUUGGCGACAAAGUGUAGCCUGCUCUGCUCUUAUCCACAAUGCUCGUCACACGGGCCGGGGUGUCGGAGUUAGCUGAGCUGCACCUGCCAGCUAAUGUCAGCCUCCUGAUUUAGCCCCUCACACUUUAUUAGAAACAUACAGCAACGUGUGUCCACUUCUCUUGAAGGUCAUGUGGACAUUGUUUGUAUUCAAGUCAUUUUUCCUUUAAGUGUGUAAGGCAAGACAAAACAUACUGAACACAGAUUAACUAUUACUAUGCAAAAAAGGGCAACUCAACAUGCACUGUCCACCUUUUAAAAAAGGCUUUGCAUGGGUGGGUACAGGUAUAACAGUUUUAUUGUAGGAAGGAAUGUUGCUUCUAUGGUCACCACUUGUCCAGUUAACUUGAGUAAUGCAAAUGAAGUGACCAAAGUUUUUCCUUGCAGGUGUCCAGGUCCAGAGCUGCAGGCACCCAGUAAAACCCUUGAGGAGCCCUUCAGUCUGAGUGAAAAGAGUAUCCACAGCUCAGAGGGUCAGAGGUCACCUGAAGCCAGCAGAACCACCCCAACCCCGCCAGCCGUGGGGAAAAAAACAACCCCCAAACUGUUCACUCCCAGCAAGCCCAGCUUCCAGAACCUCAGAGACUUUGGAGGCUGCAGCAUGAGCAGCAGUGUGGCCGACCUGCCCACCUUCUCCCCCAACCUCUUCGCCCCCAGCGCCUUCAACUAUGCUCGGCCACGCCAGUUCAUCCAGUCUCAGCCAGCCUUUCAGGCCCCCAGCUACGAUGUCGCCCAGGUUCUGCCUCAGCCCAACGGGAACAGCAGCAAGGCCUCUUCCUCCAAUCUGAACUUCCCCAUUUCUACCCCUGCAUCCUCACAGCCGACGGUGUUCCCUCGUGAUCCUCCUCUUCCCUCCUCUGCUGCCCAGCCCAUGUCCCUCUCUCGCGCCCCCAUGCGCUCCACUAUCACCCUCACCCCCAGGGCCAACACCAGUGUCCCAGCCCCGCCUGAGCCCAAGCCCCAGUCCUCUUCAGCUGCCUUCCUCUGCUCUGUCCUGCCCUCCCAGUCCGCCCCACAUUACAAGCCUGCUCCCAUGUCUAUUCCUCAGCCUCUAUCCCCAGCUCGCUCCCCACACUCCCCCAACCCCCCCAGCCCUCUGCCCAAGCCCAGGUUUGAUACCUCCCUGCACAUGGGACAGGGACUCUCUCUCCCUACACAGAGCCUGCCUAUGAGUCAGUCUCUCCACUCUCCAACUCCCCCCCCAGUUUCCAUGCCACAGCCCCCCUUUCCUCCUCCCUCAUGUGUGUCUCUGCCUCCUAGCUACAGAGGGACCCCAAACAUGUGAGUUUCUAUAUUUUCUAAAUGUAAAUAAAACGUCUAAAUAUUACUAGUAUGUGAUUGCCAUUCACUGUAUAUUACGAUUUUAGCAUUAAUGGUUCAUGUUCUUCUUCUGGCUUUCCCGUUCUCUUUCCCUCCCCAGCCUUCCCAAGCCCACCGUGAAGAAGGCUCCUGUUCCUAGGCCAGGGUCCCGCAACACGGAUGAGGAUAUCCAGGGUUCCAAGGACGCCCUGAUCCAGGAUCUGGAGAAGAAACUGCGCACCAAAGAGGCCCGUAGGCGAAACAGCCAGGUAUCCAUUUGAACAAAUUGACCUGAUGUUAGUCGGGAGGGACGUGUUUGUGAUUUUUGUGUGGAUAUAUGUACGUAUGUGGAUAGGGAAAUGUAUAAUAUACAGUGAGGGGAAAAAAAGUAUUUGAUCCCCUGCUGAUUUUGUACAUUUGCCCACUGACAAAGAAAUGAUCAGUAUAUAAUUUUAAUGGUAGGUUUAUUUGAACAGUGAGAGACAGAAUAACAACAACAAAAUCCAAAGAAAUGCAUGUCAAAAAUGUUAUAAAUUGAUUUGCAUUUUAAUGAGGGAAAUAAGUAUUUGACCCCCUCUCAAUCAGAAAGAUUUCUGGCUCCCAGGUGUCUUUUAUACAGGUAACGAGCUGAGAUUAACACUCUUAAAGGGAGUGCUCCUAAUCUCAGCUUGUUACCUGUAUAAAAGACACCUGUCCACAGAAGCAAUCAAUCAAUCAGAUUCCAAACUCUCCACCAUGGCCAAGACCAAAGAGCUCUCCAAGGAUGUCAGGGACAAGAUUGUAGACCUACACACGGCUGGAAUGGGCUACAAGACCAUCGCCAUGCAGCUUGGUGAGAAGGUGACAACAGUUGGUGCGAUUAUUCGCAAAUGGAAGAAACACAAAAUAACUGUCAAUCUCCCUCGGCCUGGGGCUCCUUGCAAGAUCUCACCUCGUGGAGUUGCAAUGAUCAUGAGAAUGGUGAGGAAUCAGCCCAGAACUACACGGGAGGAUCUUGUCAAUGACCUCAAGGCAGCUGGGACCAUAGUCACCAAGAAAACAAUUGGUAACACACUACGCCGUGAAGGACUGAAAUCCUGCAGCGCCCGCAAGGUCCCCCUGCUCAAUAAAGCACAUAUACAUGCCCGUCUGAAGUUUGCCAGUGAACAUCUGAAUGAUUCAGAGGAGAACUGGGUGAAAGUGUUGUGGUCAGAUGAGACCAAAAUCGAGCUCUUUGGCAUCAACUCGCCGUGUUUGGAGGAGGAGGAAUGCUGCCUAUGACCCCAAAAACACCAUCCCCACAGUCAAACAUGGAGGUGGAAACAUUAUGCUUUGGGGGUGUUUUUCUGCUAAGGGGACAGGACAACUUCAACGCAUCAAAGGGACGAUGGAUGGGGCCAUGUACCGUCAAAUCUUGGGUGAGAACCUCCUUCCCUCAGCCAGGGCAUUGAAAAUGGGUUGUGGAUGGUUAUUCCAGCAUGACAAUGACCCAAAACACACAGCCAAGGCAACAAAGGAGUGGCUCAAGAAGAAGCACAUUAAGGUCCUGGAGUGGCCUAGCCAGUCUCCAGACCUUAAUCCCAUAGAAAAUCUGUGGAAGGAGCUGAAGGUUCGAGUUGCCAAACGUCAGCCUCGAAACCUUAAUGACUUGGAGAAGAUCUUCAAAGAGGAGUGGAACAAAAUCCCUCCUGAGAUGUGUGCAAACCUGGUGGCCAACUACAAGAAACAGCUGACUUCUGAUUGCCAACAAGGGUUUUGCCACCAAGUACUAAGUCAUGUUUUGCAGAGGGGUCAAAUACUUAUUUUCCUCAUUAAAAUGCAAAUCAAUUUAUAACAUUUUUGACAUGCGUUUUUCUGGAUUCUUUUGUUGUUAUUCUGUCUCUCACUGUUCAAAUAAACCUACCAUUAAAAUUAUAGACUGAUCAUGUCUUUGUCAGUGGGCAAACGUACAAAAUCAGCAGGGGAUCAAAUACUUUUUUCCCUCACUGUAUGAUUAAAUGUGAGUCAAGACAGAUGUUACAAUCUAAAUGUUAUCUUAGUUUAUUCCCAAACCACAUUAAAUAAGUGGUUGUUUACUCCACUACCACAUUAAAUAAGUAUAGUGAGGGGAAAAAAGUAUUUGCCCACUGACAAAGAAAUGAUCAGUCUAUAAUUUUAAUGGUAGGUUUAUUUGAACAGUGAGAGACAGAAUAACAACAAAAAAAUCCAGAAAAACGCAUGUCAAAAAUGUUACAUGUACAUGGCCCCAUCCAUCGUCCCUUUGAUGCGUUGAAGUUGUCCUGUCCCCUUAGCAGAAAAACACCCCCAAAGCAUAAUGUUUCCAUCUCCAUGUUUGACGGUGGGGAUGGUGUUCUUGGGGUCAUAGGCAGCAUUCCUCCUCCUCCAAACACGGCGAGUUGAGUUGAUGCCAAAGAGCUCGAUUUUGGUCUCAUCUGACCACAACACUUUCACCCAGUUCUCCUCUGAAUCAUUCAGAUGUUCAUUGGCAAACUUCAGACGGGCAUGUAUAUGUGCUUUCUUGAGCAGGGGGACCUUGCGUGCGCUGCAGGAUUUCAGUCCUUCACGGCGUAGUGUGUUACCAAUUGUUUUCUUGGUGACUAUGGUCCCAGCUGCCUUGAGAUAAUUGACAAGAUCCUCCCGUGUAGUUCUGGGCUGAUUCCUCACCAUUCUCAUGAUCAUUGCAACUCCACGAGGUGAGAUCUUGCAUGGAGCCCCAGGCUGAGGGAGAUUGACAGUUAUUUGGUGUUUCUUCCAUUUGCGAAUAAUCGCACCAACUGUUGUCACCUUCUCACCAAGCUGCUUGGCGAUGGUCUUGUAGCCCAUUCCAGCCUUGUGUAGGUCUACAAUCUUGUCCCUGACAUCCUUGGAAAGCUCUUUGGUUUUGGUCUUGGCCAUGGUGGAGAGUUUGGAAUCUGAUUGAUUGCUUCUGUGGACAGGUGUCUUUUAUACAGGUAACGAGCUGAGAUUAGGAGCACACUCUUAAAAGGGAGUGCUCCUAAUCUCAGCUUGUUACCUGUAUAAAAGACACCUGGGAGCCAGAAAUCUUUCUGAUUGAGAGGGGGGUCAAAUACUUAUUUCCCUCAUUAAAAUGCAAAUCAAUUUAUAACAUUUUUGACAUGCGUUUUUCUGGAUAUUUUUGUUGUUAUUCUGUCUCUCUCUGUUCAAAUAAACCUACCAUUAAAAUUAUAGACUAAUCAUUUCUUUGUCAGUGGGCAAACGUACAAAAUCAGCAGGGGAUCAAAUACUUUUUUCCCUCACUAUAUUUGUUUACUCCACUACCACAUGAAUAUUGUACAUGAAAAUGUGUGGUUCCCAUUUGAUUUGAACCCAUGCCAUCAUACAUCAUCAGACCAUUUAAUACCACAAUGUUGCACUGGCAACUAUGCAAGAGGGAAAUAUGGAUUUAGUUAUGUAUCAUUCCCUUGUAGCCUUCCCGUAUUCAUGUAAUUAAAGUCAAGGACAAACCAUAUCCUUGAUGCCAGGUUCAUCCUUCAGUAGAGUCCAACUUCCAAUAAAUAGAGGCUUCUGUGGAAUCACAGGGGCUUGGUGGACCAGUGUACUAUAAUCAACACAAGGUAGCUGUUGUGUUGAAGUGUAUCCAAUAACAUUGGAGGCUGCUCUAUGGACAGAUUUACUGGCAUAGCCGGUCCCAAUUCACUCUCUACCCCUUCCAAUGUAUCCAUAACCCUUCGAUGUUUGCAGAUCUGAAGCGUCUUAAUAAGUAUAAACAGUUCAGUGGUGGAGGUUCCACCAUAUUGCUUCCAAUUAGCAAAUUGGGACCUACUGGCACUUUUGCAGUAUACUGGCUGACCAUUGGCUGGUUUACUGGUAUUAUACAGUAUACUGACUGACCAGUGGCUGGUUUCCUGUCUGUCUCCUGACAGAAGCUGUCCUAUGAGGAGCGCAUGGCUCGGAGGUUGCUGGGUCCAGAUAACGCUGCCUCUGUCUUUGACUUUGAGAAUUCCUCACAACCCGACCAGGUAUAAUCUACGCAUAUCACUUCUACAUCAUCCAUUACAGCCCAUUUGGUUUGCAGGAAGUUAUUUAAGGCGAUGCCUACACUUAGACAUUUACAUUUGAGUACUUUAGCAGACGCUCUUAUCGAGAGAGACUUCCUGUUAGUGCAUUCAUCUUAAGAUAGCUAGGUGGGACAACCACAUAUCACAGGCAUAGAAAGUACACUUUUCCUCAAUAAAGUAGUUAUCUUAGCUCAAGUGAUUGUAUUUAAAGGAUCCAUAUUUUGCCAUACUACUGUAUGUUUCCAGAUAUUCUGAUAAAAGUUUGUCAGGCUGGGAGCUGUCGUUACUAAUACUAUGUGGAUUUUAGGUUAGCUGGAAUGUUCCCUGUACUAUGUGUGACUAGUCCCCUGUCACUGUCCAUCACCCCUGAAUCCUCCUCACACAAUGGGACUGGCCUCUGGCUCUGUUGUCCUCUUCAGUCACAGGAGAUAAGUCUACAGCCAAUCCACAGCCCUCUUCUAAGAAUGCAGCUAGAAAUAGCAGGGGUGAAGAUUGUGUGCCAAAGCAGCAUUUUCCCAGGGAUUUGUAAUGUAGGAUGCCAGGAAGAGACCACACACAUAGUACAACACGUGUGCCCACCCCACGGGUAUAGCCCCUAGCCCCCUACAUCCAACCACCCCAUUGCCCUAGGCAUAGUGUCAUGUACUUAGAAAGAUUAGCAAGUCUGGUUAUUUAAAGAGGUUGUUUCAAAGUAAUGCAUUUCAGGAGAAGAUUUGUGGGUGAACUUUAGUGUUGGCUAGUGUAGAGGCAGAGAUGAAUCACUCCCUAUAUACAGUAUGGGAAUGGUUUUACACACAGACGGGUCCAUUGCAUAAUUUUAAUUCCCAAAUCUCUGUCCUCUGUCUUGCAGCCAGAAUCACCAGAGGGACGUAACACCGGAGGAAUAUGGUACAUUUCACCAACGGACGGCAAAAGCUUGUGCAUACAGUGAUAGUACAUUACAUAUUGGUAUACAGUUUUGCUGGUAUGGAAUGUGUACCGCAUUACAUAAUGAAGCAGUAGACGAUAAGAGGAUACUAGAAAGAGGAGCACAGUGCUCCACGUGAGGGUGAAUGGGGUCUGGGAUUGGGAGGCAGGUUGUCUAAUCCAGGUUGGGUUUCCUGCCACUGCCAUGUGUUUGUGUGCCAUUUCCACCGUCUACCACGGGCUCCGGUCCCCCCCCCGGCAAUGCCGUAACGAGGACAAUUAUAGACCAUGUACUGAGUGAGCUGACAUGUCUCUAUGGCUGUGUGGCUUCCUCACUGGUCUUUCCUGGGAUUGCCUUGUCUUCCAAUGAUGUAUUGUAUGUAAAGGGCACAUGCUGUGCUGCUUGGAGUUGGUUUAGGACCCAUGGAUGGACUUGUUGUUCAUUUGUUUGUCAAUGUUAUGGGGGUUUUCUGUACCGUCGUUCAGCAUGAAUGGUGAUGCAGCAUUUGACCCUGUUAUCAAUUAGUUCAAUUAGCUCUCUGAACCUGAAAUAUGAGAAGUGAGCUCUGUUGUCUGCAUGAAAACUCCCUCAUUCAGUCAGCUAUCAGAGCAGUUAUGAAUGAAAGCUCCUCUGUGUUCUCUCUCGCUCUUUCAUUCUCUCUCCUUUCUCUUCCCUCUCUCAUUUGCUCACUCUCUCUUCUCUUCUCGCUCUUUCAUUCUAUCUCUCGGUCUCUCUCUCUCUCUCUCUCAUUCACUCACUCAUUCUCUCUCGCUCUCUCAAUCUCGCUCUCAUUCUCUAAUUUCUUUUCAAGGGGAAAACACCACUCUGGUACUGAUGGCAACGAGGGCUCAGCCAUCCAGGAGAAGUGCUAUGCCCCACGCUUCAUCCAGGUCCCCCAGGACCUCACGGUGGAGGAGGGCAGGUUCUGUAGGAUCGACUUCAAGGUACAGUACUGGAUACGCUCUAAUCAGUUUAGUAAUGCCUGUUGAUAACUGGACUCAUUCAACAUUUAUAGCUGAGGUAUCUUCUGUAAAGACCUCGUUGAACUUUGACACUGACUCAUGCAACACUUUUAUUCAAGUGUAAUGAAAGCCUCUGGAAACCAAACAUGAAACCCAAUGGCCCCUGUGGACAGAAUAACCAGGUUGUAAAAGUUGCGCUUUACUCCCUAUCCCGCCCCCACUCUGGGCCCCUGCACUACGCCCCCUCAUGGCCCUCUAGUAGGCCAGACUACAGUCCCUGGGUCCCUCACUCCUCAAGGCCAGGGUCGUAUUCAUUAGCACACACCGUAGCAAUUUAUUUUCUUGUUGGACAAGUUCAGGUUGUCCCUCCCUGUUUGUCUUUUUUUUUCCCCCUAAUGAAUACACCUCUGGUUGUGCCCUCAGGUGGGGGGUCUGCCCACCCCAGACGUGUCCUGGUACCUGGAUGGUAAAGCCAUCCGUCCGGAUGACUACCACAAGAUGCUGGUGUGUGAGAAGGGCAUGCACUCCUUCAUCAUCGAGAUCGUUACGGUGCAUCACGCUGGAGUCUACGAGUGUAUUGCCAGGAACCGCGCCGGGGAGAACCGCUUCUCCAUGAAACUGGAGGUUAUCGGUAAGGGCUGUUUUGACUACUGUCAAAUCAUCUCCCAUUUCCCAUCGCUUAGCAUUGAUGCUCUGACAUUGCUCCACCUUCACCCCAACCCCUCAUCUCCUCUCCAGCCCAGGAGGUGCUUCGCCCCCCUACCUUCGUCCAGAAGAUGCUGAACUCUCGUGCCCUGGAGGGGGACACAGUGAGGUUAGAGUGUAAGGUGGCUGCCUCCCCUCCACCAAAGCUCUUCUGGAAAAAGGACAAAGACAUGCUGCGCAUUGACCCCACCAGGAUGAGGUGGGUGGAGCUUCAAUUCCAUCACUUUCAGGAUGUUUUUAUACCUUUUUUAGAAGGAGAAAUACUCCCGGUAGAGAUUGUAAUUUCUGGUCCUUAGCUGAGUUGAAUCUAGCUGAAGUGUAUUUGUGGUCAUUAGCUGAUAUAGCUUUGCUAGGUAACGUGAACCUCUCUUAGCUGAAAGUGAGAGGUUCUGUUGAUUCCAUAAGGGGUUAACCCAGGCCUGAUGUUUGUCUCCCAGCCUGUACCAGGACGGUACAGGAAGUCAGUGCCUGCUCAUUGAGAGGUUAGUCAAAUCUGAUGCAGGCUGGUACACCCUGUCUGCCAUCAACGAGGCCGGCAUGUCAACCUGCAACGCCAGACUGGACGUAGGAAGUAAGUGGACCUUGUGCGUUUGUGCAUGCAUGGUUUGUGUUUGUGGCUUGAAGUUAAGCACAGACUAGUGUUCAGUUCAGAGUUAAAUUGUCCGUUCCCUGUCCAUUACCUAUUACUGUAUGGUAGAUGUUUAGAAUUCAACUCAUAAACACCACAUAAAUGCUGUGGCCAUCAACCUGCUGACAUCUACACUAGUGGGACAAGCAGGGAUUACAGCGCUGUUUACAUCCGAGACAGACAAUGCUGUAACCUUGCACUCACAAUGUCUGCUAUGGCAGGGCAUUGAAAUGGCAAUGGCAUACUACACUAAUGUACUAUGAAUUACCAGUGUUGUACAAUAACUUAUGUACUGUAACAGCAGGGGGAAAUGGUCUGUUAUUCAAUAUUUGUAGCACUUUCUCCUGUUAGAAUGAAGGAGAGGGGCCUCUUUCUAUCUUGCGUUUCUCCACAGUGUGAAUAGAGGGUAAUUCCCUGUCAUUUAUCCCCCGUCCCGCAAAUGGUUGCCAUGGCAGGUUGUUAAGGCUGAUAGAAACCCAUAGCGGAUAUAUUAUUAGUAGGAAAAUGAGAGGCCGCUGUAUUCAUUGUGCCUGGCUGGCUAUUGUAUUUCUCCUCGAUCACAUAACAUGCCAUCUGUUACGCGCACCGAGAACGGCCAUGGUGAGGUUUACCUCCAUUCAGCGUAGCUCGCUGAAGAAGUCAAGUCUGUAAUUGAUCAGGUGAGAGUGCAUAUUAUUUUCAUCUGUCCUCAACGCGGGCUGUAAUAUCCGGCUCCAACUGUGCAGUAACAUUUAGCCGUGUACUCUGCUGGCCAGAAGGAAAGCUUGUCUUUCGACCCCCAAGGGUUGAACCUGUAACUGGAGCUGGGGCUUAAUAUCUUAUAUAAGCUUUUAUAAUGGCUCUUAUAUGAGCGGUUUCUCUUUGGAGUUAUUUUAGGAAACUCUCUUAGGAUAGCAACACAUUCCUCCUCCUGUGGAUUAGGAGAUCCAACCAUUUCUCAGAUUGUUUAAAAUAAUAGGUUGGUAACAUUUAUGACAAUGACUGGCUUUAUUUAAAGGUUGUUUUAUUACCUGGCUCAAACACAACAUUUCCUCUGUGUUAUUAUUGCAUUAGAGGUUCAAGGGGUCUAUUCUGAAUAUAUCCUGACCUUUGUAUUCCAUUCUGUCUCUGCAGCUCGCACCAACAAGCCUGCCCCCCCUAAAGGCAAGCAUUUUAAAAUCCCCCUCCUCAGCCAUCUCCCCAUCCUGACUCCGGACCCCCCCCAGCACACGGCCCCCCUGUACGAGAGUGAGGAGCUU
Molecule: messenger RNA, 14020 nt
Organism: Coregonus sp. 'balchen'
Lineage: Eukaryota; Metazoa; Chordata; Actinopteri; Salmoniformes; Salmonidae
Source: the annotation of a GenBank genome assembly